Cyclocybe aegerita is the source of this 1233-nucleotide messenger RNA. The record is from the annotation of a GenBank genome assembly. Lineage: Eukaryota; Fungi; Basidiomycota; Agaricomycetes; Agaricales; Hemipholiotaceae.
AUGAUAAUUUUCUAUGGCUUUAUUUCUUGUCAUCUGUCCACCUCCGCGUCCCCGCGCAGCCCCCGUUCUAAGCCCGCACUGUCUCCCACGUCCCCUACGAUGCGCAAGCGCCAGAGAACUGUCGACCACCCCGGAGGUACCGCGCCCGCAGACGGCCUUCCUCCGCCCCCUGGCUCCGCGCCCGUGGGCGAAGACGCGUUCAUCAACGACCACGAAGCCCUCGACAGCAAUGGCGAGGAUGACGAAGAAGAUGAGAAACCCAAGUCGGACAAGAAGGCAGGACGAAGGAAGAUCAAGAUCGAGUUCAUCCAGGAUAAAUCGAGACGUCAUAUAACGUUCUCCAAAAGGAAAGCAGGCAUCAUGAAAAAGGCAUACGAAUUGUCCACUCUCACGGGUACUCAGGUCCUGCUCCUCGUUGUCUCCGAGACCGGCCUCGUAUACACAUUCACCACCGCUAAACUCCAGCCUCUCGUCACCCAGCCCGAGGGCAAGAACCUCAUCCAAGCCUGUCUCAAUGCCCCCCAUGGUGCUCUCCCCUCUUCCAUGCCCGUCGGCCCACCCAUGACCCGCUCGUCGGGGCCCAUGAACAUCCCUGGACCCCCACCUCCCGCCAACAUCCCCGGCGGUCUCUCCAUCUCUGGUGGGCCCUCGUCUGGGCCCCUCAAGGACGAUGAUGGUGAUGACGACCACCAUGACGAUGCUGCUGCUGCCCACGGUGGCCGCCCAAACACCGGCGACAAGCGCCGCCGUCGAGGUUCUUCCACCAGCCAACCUGCACAACAAGGUUCAAACCGCGGCGCAACUUCACCUCAUUCCCCCAACGCCACCAUCCCUCCGCCACUCAACAUUCCCGCGGGAGGCGCCCCUGGUGGCCAACAACAGCACUCGUCACACCCUUCCGCAUCGUCUGGGCAGAUCAACCUUGGCUCGCCGACGUCGCCACAGCAGCACCAUCAACAGGUGCCCUCAACCUCGCCGGCAACGUACACCGGCGGCUCGUAUGGCCACCACCCCGGCCAACAGCACCAACAGCAGCAUGACCCGGCGAUGUACAGUCCGCACAUGAUGUCGGGUGGGUACUCGUACCCCGGCCCAGGUGCACCCCCAGCGCAGAGUGGUCAGCAGCUGGGAGGUCUCGCUGCGGCUGCAGCACAGCAUGGCACUGGGCACUGGGCACCGCCUCCCCAGCAGCCACAGGUCGGACAAGGAGGGGGGCAUUACGCGAGGAGAUGA